CAUCAUGCCCUCCAAUUCACUUUGGGGAAGUGACACAACACAAACCACACCCAAAACACACACACACACACUUGCUCAAACACCAACCCACAAAAAGUAACUCCUUAACUUCUCUCUCCCUUCACUUCCCCACAACAGAGGCACGCAUCACCCCCAACUCGUUAUCAUUACCAAGAUCUCAACUAGAAUCCCACCACUUCUCCCUUUUGCUAAUGCCCCUCCCUUCCACGGCGCCAGAGCCAGCAUAUUGCGACACCACCGCGGCAGAGGUGGCGGCCACGGCGGCAACACAAGUUCAGAUGGACAUGUCUCGGCCGCCUUGCAACGGCAACGAAGCGGUCCUCGCUUACCCAGUUCAAGCCGGUCCUCAGUCCCUUGUACAAGUCACCUUGUAUUCCAUAACUUUAAAGUUUGAGGAGGUGGUUUACAAGGUGAAAUUGGACCAAAAGCAAUCCUGCUGGGGUGGCACAUGGAGCAGCGGCCCCAGAGAGAAGACCAUCCUCAAUGGUGUGAGCGGUGUGGUCUGCCCCGGGGAGAUACUCGCGAUGCUGGGGCCCUCCGGCAGUGGCAAGACCACCCUCCUUACGGCCCUUGGUGGCCGCCUUGGCGGCAAGCUGUCUGGCAAGAUCACGUACAACGGCCAGCCUUUCUCCGGGGCUGUGAAACGGAGGACGGGGUUUGUGGCACAGGACGACGUCCUCUACCCUCACCUCACCGUGACCGAGACACUCCUGUUCACCGCCCUCCUACGGCUCCCAAAUACCCUGGCGCUGGCCGAGAAGCUCCGCCACGUUGAGAGCGUCAUCACUGAGCUUGGACUGACCCGGUGCCGGCACAGCAUGAUAGGCGGGCCGCUGUUCCGGGGGAUAUCCGGCGGCGAGAAGAAGAGGGUGAGCAUAGGCCAAGAGAUGCUGAUCAAUCCCAGUCUGCUGCUGCUGGACGAACCGACAUCGGGGUUGGACUCGACCACGGCACAGAGGAUCCUGACCACUGUGAAGCGGCUGGCUGGCGGCGGCAGGACGGUGGUCACCACCAUCCACCAGCCAUCGAGCCGACUCUACCACAUGUUCGACAAGGUAGUGCUGCUCUCUGAAGGAAGUCCCAUUUACUAUGGAUCAGCAUCUGCAGCGUUGGACUACUUCUCAUCCAUUGGGUUCACCACAUCCAUGACUGUGAAUCCAGCUGAUCUUUUGCUUGAUCUUGCCAACGGAAUUGCUCCCGACUCCAAGCACGCGACUGAGCACGGCGACAACAUGGAGAAAGAGAAGAAAUCGGUGAGGGAAUCUCUCAUUUCUGCUUAUGACAAGAAUAUAUCCGCGAGGUUAAAGUCAGAGCUGUGUUCUGUGGAUGUCAUUAAUUACAACAAUUUCACAAAAGGACAUGAGAAGAAGACAGAGCAAUGGUGCAACAGCUGGUGGCAUCAGUUCAAAGUGCUGCUUCAGAGGGGGCUGAGAGAGAGGAGAUUUGAAUCCUUCAACAGGCUGAGAAUCUUCCAAGUGAUAAGCGUUGCGGUGCUCGGUGGACUUCUCUGGUGGCAUACCCCGGCAUCUCAUAUCGCGGACCGCAUUGCCUUGCUCUUCUUCUUCUCUGUGUUCUGGGGCUUCUAUCCACUCUACAAUGCAGUCUUCACAUUCCCUCAAGAAAGAAGAAUGCUCAUGAAAGAAAGGUCGUCAGGAAUGUACCGGCUCUCGUCCUACUUCCUUGCCCGGACAGUUGGCGACCUGCCUCUUGAGCUCGCCCUCCCAACCGCAUUCGUCUUCAUCAUCUACUGGAUGGGCGGGCUCAAGCCUGACCCAGCCACUUUUAUCCUCUCCUUGCUCAUCGUCCUCUACAGCGUCCUGGUGUCGCAGUCCCUCGGAUUGGCCUUCGGCGCAAUCCUCAUGGAUGUAAAGCAGGCCACAACGUUGGCCUCGGUCACGACUCUCGUGUUCUUGAUCGCUGGCGGAUACUACAUUCAGCAGAUACCCCCAUUCAUAGAGUGGCUCAAGUACUUGAGCUACAGCUACUACUGUUACAAGCUCCUUCUGGGGGUUCAGUACAGCAAUGACGAUGUCUACGAGUGCACGAAAGGGGAGCUUUGCCGGGUCGGAGAUUUUCCAGCAGUCAAAGCCGUGGGGCUCAACAAUUUGUGGUUGGACGUGUUCAUCAUGGCGUCCAUGUUGAUCGGUUACCGACUCAUCGCUUAUGCUGCGCUGCAUAGGGUCUUGAGGUAACACAUACCGCCGGAGGCUCGCUUUGCUUUGCUCAAGAAACGGCCUUUGAAGAGUUUCCCGACCUUCUUAAUCCGAGGAAUAAUGUUUUCGAUGAAAUUAUCGAUUGCGCAUGCAAAUUUUGACGAGGUUCCUUCUCAUGAAUUUGAUGUAUCACCCCUUCUUUUGGUGGUAGGUUAGACGAUACAUGGAAAAUUCUGAUCGUCGAAUCAUCUUAAUAAUAAUAUUCUGUAUAAUUUGAAUAUGC
Molecule: messenger RNA, 2457 nt
Organism: Syzygium oleosum
Lineage: Eukaryota; Viridiplantae; Streptophyta; Magnoliopsida; Myrtales; Myrtaceae
Product: ABC transporter G family member 14
Exons: 5
Coding region: 213-2213 (666 amino acids)
Cellular component (GO): membrane
Molecular function (GO): ATP hydrolysis activity; ABC-type transporter activity; ATP binding
Source: RefSeq, a predicted model, not a curated record